UCCACCACCCCCACCUCACCACCACCACCCCCACCUUCACCACCACCACCCCCACUCUCACCACCCCCACCUUCACCACCACCACCACCACCACCCCCCCCCUCACCACCCCCACCUUCACCACCACCACCCCCCACCUUCUCACCACCCCCACCUUCACCACCACCCCCACCCCCACCUUCACCACCACCACCCCCACCUUCACCACCACCACCCCCACCUUCUCCACCCCCACCUUCACCACCACCACCCCCACCUUCACCACCACCACCCCCACUCUCACCACCCCCACCUUCACCACCACCACCCCCACCUUCACCACCACCACCCCCACCUUCUCCACCCCCACCCCCACCUUCUCCACCACCACCCCCACCAUCUACCACCACCCCCACCUUCUCACCACCCCCACCUUCACCACCACCACCCCCACCUUCACCACCACCACCCCCACCUUCUCCACCACCACCACCUUCACCACCACCACCACCACCACCCCACCACCACCCCCCUCCUCCACCACCACCACCCCCUCCUCCACCACCACCCCCACCUUCUCCACCACCACCCCCCUCCUCCACCAAUCCUCCACCACCACCACCCCCACCCCCACCACCCCCACCUUCACCACCACCACCCCCCUCCUCCACCACCACCACCACCAGCCCUAUCCUCCACCACCACCACCCCCACCACCCCCACCUUCACCACCACCACCCCCCUCCUCCACCACCACCACCACCACCACCACCUCCACCACCACCACCACCACCACCACCACCACCACCACCACCAUCACCCCCACCACCACCACCACCACCACCACCACCACCCCCACCUUCACCACCACCACCACCACCACCUCCACCAUCACCACCACCACCCCCCCCUCCUCCACCACCACCACCACCACCACCACCUCCACCAUCACCACCACCACCCCCCCCUCCUCCACCACCACCACCAUCACCACCCCCACCACCACCACCUCCACCAUCACCACCACCACCA
This is a messenger RNA of Gadus macrocephalus (Pacific cod), 1011 nucleotides long. RefSeq names its product basic proline-rich protein-like. The record is from RefSeq and is a predicted model, not a curated record. NCBI's taxonomy places the organism in Eukaryota, Metazoa, Chordata, Actinopteri, Gadiformes, Gadidae.